AAUUUAUAGUCAGACGUCACAUGUUACAUUUAAAAAAAAAUUAGAGAGUCGAGUAAAGUACUGGAAUUUUAAGAGCAGGUUAGGAUCGCUCAUUUGUCAUCAGCUGAUCGGACACUUGGCACCUGCUUGUAUCGACAUGUUCGUUCAGACUCCGAUCGUAUCCAGUCGAGUCGUUCUGUGAUAUAUAUCUCGUGAUAGCCGUAACAAUUGAUUGUGCUCGAUCAUGGACCCAUCGAAGGACGAGGUACAGACGGAGGGAGGUCUGAUUGAAAAUCUAUCCACGGAGCAGAACUCGAGAUGCGAGUCACCGAAACGCGGCACCACGCUCUCCACCAGCACCAGCAGUUUCGAGGCAUUGGACCCGCACGAUCCAAACCUGAGUCGUUUGGCGAACACAAUGUUCCAGAAGACGGGCGAAUACCUGCAGGAGGAGCUCACCGCUACCCACGCAGACUAUCGGCUGCUGGAGCGUCUAAACAAGGAGACCAUCGCAAAGUACACGGAACUGAAGAUCAUCUCGUCGAACGUAGUGCAGUCGUUGGACUCGCUGAAUGACAAGUAUAAGAAGUUACAACCAAUCCUGGAUAAUAUCAAUCAGAUUGAUGACAGCGUUAGUAAAUUGGAGCAAGCUGCAUAUAAGCUAGCAGCGUAUUCCAAGCGACUCGAAGCCAAGUUUAAGGAUCUUGAAAAGGAUACGAAAAAUAAAUGAAAUUGUAAUUAUGAAUAUGUAAAUCAUUGUAUGUACUUUUAUGUAAUUAUCCUAUAAAUAAUAGGAUAAUAUAAUUAUAUAUCUUAAGCGACAGUUACAGUAUUGCGAAUAUAAAUGAUUGUAUAAAAAAUAAGUAAGAGAGCUAGCAGAAAAGCAUGUCUUUUGUACAUUGUAUUUAUUAGUAUAACGAGACCUCUUGAACACGCUUACAAAACUUCUAUAAAAGUGUAGUUUGCUAUCCCUUUGCAUAUCAUACAAAAUCUGACUGUUAUAAUUAACUUAUUAAUUAAAAAUGAUACAUCUUA
Acromyrmex echinatior (Panamanian leafcutter ant) is the source of this 1014-nucleotide messenger RNA. RefSeq names its product biogenesis of lysosome-related organelles complex 1 subunit 2 (gene Blos2). The record is from RefSeq and is a predicted model, not a curated record. Gene Ontology annotation, cellular component: BLOC-1 complex; gamma-tubulin complex; BORC complex. Lineage: Eukaryota; Metazoa; Arthropoda; Insecta; Hymenoptera; Formicidae. Gene Ontology annotation, molecular function: gamma-tubulin binding. Gene Ontology annotation, biological process: endosomal transport; lysosome localization.